Messenger RNA from Amoebophrya sp. A120, 2442 nucleotides. The record is from the annotation of a GenBank genome assembly. NCBI's taxonomy places the organism in Eukaryota, Dinophyceae, Syndiniales, Amoebophryaceae.
AUGCAGUCGUCGCGAAUUCACUUGCUGCAUCGCACAACCGGGAUCCGGACUGUCGAGCAGUACCAAUCGUGCGCAACGCAAAUGAUACCUGGAACUACAGCCUUAUCCGCUUCUUCAGCGAGCUCUUCGUCGGCAUGUAAGCGUCACUGUCUACCACCAGCUGCACUUGUUCAACAUCGUCUCAGCACACCAAUUCUGACAGGAGGUCUUUGUGGCAGUAUAGCGACUGGUCAGGGCUCCAGCACUUCGUCCUUUUUCUUCGACAAGCAAGCCAGGCGACACGAGACCACGACCGCCGACACGCAGGACCGGACGAAGCAGCCAGUUUUGAAGAAGCGUCUGGUCAGUGACUACAAAAAGAACACGUUGACGCCGCACCUGGAAUGGCAGAUCUCCCGCUGCAUCGCGCGGGGAUACGGGCCAGACGAGAUCAAUCGGAUCGCACGAGCGUAUACCAUGGUGCCGCACAUAAACAUAUCAACUGUAAAAGUGUCUGGGUCUGGAAGAAUCCAACUUGUCAUGCUGAUUUUGGAUUCUAACAAACUCUGUAUUGCAUGAGCAGCAAAGAGAGUCCAAGAUUUGCUACACGGAAAGAGCAUUUGUCAUGCCGUAUAGGCAUCAGGAAGCCCUCACAAAAUCUGUGAUGCUAGGGCAUGCAUCACAGACAUCAGGAGUCAUGCAAAAUGUGCAUGGCAAACCUGGCAAUCUUCCAGACCCAGACAUUUUUACAUUUGAUAAAACAAGGGAAUGUGCCGGGAAAUUUCGAGGGUGGUACUGCUUCAGCUUUUAUUUUUCAGGGGCUUUCACAACUGGAGGUGGAGCUCAACCUCCUUCUCCUUUUCCUUCCGCUCAAUCCCUUUUGCGCAUGAACAAGUACUGAAUUUUGCGCAUCACAAGAAAUGAGAAGUUCCUCCGUAUCAAAACAUCCAGCUAAAAUACCGCAUGGUGAUGUUUUCCGGGUUGAAUUUAGUGGAAACCAUCAGCACGAUGCACGAGCUGCUGCCAGAGGACACGGAGCUUUUCGAGAUGUUUGGCGAGCGCGUGAUCGACGUGAUGGACGAGCUGAACGCGCUGAAUCUGAUCGGCAUCAUCCGCAUCUACAACAAAAUCCAGCACUACGAGGUCUUGCAGGUCCUGGUGCCGCGGUUGCAGGCUUUGCUGCGCGAGUACGAUCCCCAGGAGCUCAGUGAGAUGCUCGUCGCGCUGGCGCAAUCCACCACCGCUGUGCACGACAUUGACGUGUUGGCGUGUCUCCUGCCCGAAAUUCUGCGGCGAAUACACGAAGUGCCGUUGCAGGUACAACAGUGUGUCGUGUUGAUCUUCUCUAAUAGGAGUGUCAUCGCGUGAUAGAAGAUCAAGAUAUCCACCACGAAGUAGACCAAUUUGCAUCUCCUAAACGGAUCAAGUUCCCAUUUCACAAAAAUGCAUAACCAUUUAAGGUAAAAAUCACGAACCUGUGGUGCGUGACGAAGAUGAAAAUCAUACACGACGAGCUUCUCGACGUGGUGGCGAAAGAGCUCCAUCGAACCGAGCUCAUCAAGGGCAUGCCCGCACGCCAGGUUGCCCGGGUGCUGUGGGUCUUCGCCCGGUGCUAUCCCACAGAAAAAGACCGACAGGUCAUAUUUGUAAUGCAAAAAUAAAUACACAGGAAAAUCUGUCAUGGGCGAGGCCAUAACAUCCUGUUUAGGGCAUGCAAUGCAGAUUUUUUUGUCUAUUUAUUUUUGCAUUGACCUGUCGGUCUUUUUCUGGGGGAUAGGUGCAACCAGCUGGACCGGGUCAUCCCGCCGUUGCGGAACCUGAUCGAAACGGAACUGAAAAACUUCACCGCGAAGGAUUUUGCUAGGUUGGCGCAGGCGCUUCCCCAUUUCGACAACACGGAAUUUCUCGAGCUUCUCGAACGGCUCGGGGCGAGCUUGGCCGCCGGGGUCUCCGACAUGGGCCGCAAGGACGUCAUUCUGUUUCUCUACGGGAUGGUCCGGUGCAAGUUUCUGCAUUGCGAGGAAGUCCCAGAUUUCGACGCCGAGCGGGAAAAGCCGGGGGAACAGCGAAGAGCGGACAUACUCUACCUGCUGUUCGAGUACUUUCACGAGGAGCAGGACUUCUUCGAGCGCGACGAGCUGGAACGCAUUGUCACGACGCUCUGGUUCCACGAGGAGUACAAAUUUUGCAUCGAGCUGUUGCCGAAAUCCUGGCUGCCGAUCGUGGAUGAGGUGCUGCUCAUGUUGGAGAACCGGGAACAAGAAGUGAAAAUCGCGGGAGAGUUGGAAGCAACUCCGAUGUCCAUGCAAGAAAAGAAAGACCAGUACCGCUACCGGAUGUCGUGAGGGUAUCGCUUCUACUACACGAGAACGGUGAAAAUUAGUCCUUGCUUAUGUCAUCUCUUGCGCUUUUCUCUACUUUCCCCAUCGGAGGUAAUUGCAAAAUAGUACGCUUUUUCCAGUU